GAAAAUUGAAAGACCAACUGAUGGAUAUUUAAGUCCAGGGCAGCUGUCGUUCACUACCUUUCUUUGCCAACAGUGUCGUGGCAGCAGGUUUCACCUCCAUAGACAUACGUGUGUUACCGGCGCCAUGCGCUUUACAUUGCUGAUUUUGGCGGUCUUCAUGAUGUGCGGAUGGGGUAACAUCAACGGCCUCAAGAUCCCUUUCGAAGAUUUCAGAGAGCUGUCGCCCUCCGAAACCAACCUCUCGGGUAGCGAAGGAGACUACAUCGAACCAAAGGAAGCAAUCUCGAGCCGAUUCAUAAAGAACGACGAGGGCACUCAGUCGCAGAAGGCCAAUUGUGUGUGUGGCCGGCGCAAUACAGUCACCAGAAUUGUGGGAGGCCAGCAAACUACCGUACACGAGUAUCCUUGGCAGGUUGCACUCGUCUCCAAGUAUUCAAAUAGACCUUUCUGCGGUGGUUCCAUCAUCUCCGAUGUGUGGAUUCUUUCUGCAGGACACUGUGUAAAUAGUAACACUAAGAAAAAUGUCAGAGUCGUUAUUGGGGAACACAAAUGGGACUCAAGUUCUGAAACCUCCAUCACCAGCAGGCGUGCAUUAAGCCAGGUUCUUAGGCAUAAAUAUUACAGCUCCUCCACACUGAACCACGAUAUUAGUUUGCUGCGGCUUGCUGAUCCCAUCGUGUUCCCCAGUAAUAAUAAGAUUGCUCCAGUGUGCAUGCCGUCUGCAGAUCAUCUUUACGAAUCCGUGAAUGCCAUCGUCACCGGCUGGGGAACACUCUAUUCAGGAGGAUAUCAACCCACUACGCUUCAGGAAGUGACUGUACCCACCAUGAGCAACAGCCAGUGCAAAGCAACAUCCUAUUCCAGCAGUAGCAUUACUGAUAACAUGAUCUGCGCUGGUUUAUCACAGGGUGGCAAGGACUCCUGCCAGGGCGAUUCUGGUGGUCCUAUGGUGACUUACAGAAAUGGAGCAUAUGAACAGAUUGGUAUCGUAUCUUGGGGAUAUGGGUGUGCUUCUGCCAAUUACCCAGGAGUUUACACUCGAGUUAGCGUUUACGUCGGAAUUCUUAAACAGUUAAUGACAGGGACCAAUUCCUGCGGCCAAUGAAUGAUCUGUAUCUCAGCUUCUGGCGCUGGCUUAUGGCAAGAGUAAUCUACUCAACAAAGAAGUGUAAUACAACAUUAAAUGUAAUAAAUAUGUGUAAUGAAGAUGGAAAUCCAUGCAUAAUCCCCAAUAACUUAAGGCUCCACAUUUUCUUUUAAAUUAUUCUGUAGUUGCAGUUUUCAAAAGAAAACAGAAAUAGGGAAGCCAGGAAAAAAAAAAGAAGUUAAUUUAUUGUUUGAAACUUAUUGAUAUGCUUCUUUUUAAACAUUACAAGUCGUUAGCAUUAGAAAAUACUGAAACACAAAGCUGAUCCAGAGUUUCAAAGUGAAAGCAAUGAAAGAGUGGAGAUACUCUUGGGAGAGGACAUAUGAUGGUUUUGCUUAUACAGCAAAACCGCUGGAGGAUGGAAUGAUGCAAUUAGGAAGUUCAGAAGAACAGUAACUAUUACAGUAAUAUUAGAAAAAUGCAAGAGAUGCAACAAUGUCACGUUCAGUGAAAAGAAAAAUCACUGUUGAAAAAGAGGAAUUGAUGAAAAGAACUUUUGAAUCAACAAUUUUUUUAUGAAAGGAUUUAUGACUAAAUCCUACCUAUUAUGAGAGUACUACUUCAAAGGUAGAUGAAUAAGGCUCCUGUAUUACAAUCAACAACAGGGAAUGGGAAAGGAUUUGGCGGAGACGACACAAAACGUAACUUCAUGGAAACUGUGAAGAUAUGUGAAAUUUCAAAUUAAAACAUUUAACAAAGGAAAGACAAUGUAUACUGACAGCAGAAGUGAGAGGCAGUGAAGUCUCACAAAAGGAAAUGGAUUUGGAAAGUUAUCUUGAGUUGAUAUAUGAGGGAUGGAAGUCUUUGAAGCACUGAACAAGACAACGUUUGUUCUCUCCAUAUUCUUUCAUAUGUUCUAAAUGCUUAGUGAGAUAAUAGGUUCUACGUCUCGGAACCUUAGAUUGAGAUAUAAAUUAUAGAGAGGUGGGCCACAAAAGGUACUUGAGCUUUACAUUACAAGAAUCUCAGGCGCUUUAUAUUUCUGCCCGAAACCAUGCUAAGUCUGUCCUCCAAUUAUCCAAAAAACUCCUUCAUUAAUAGAAAGUGUCAAAAUCUUUCAAGAUCUAACUCGUGUCGUGACUUUGUCAUGUCACGUCGUCUCCAAAAAACUUUGUUUUUUCUACUCUCCCUUCUUUAUUUCAGCCAGAUGGCACAACUGCUAUCACAUCUAUCUGUAAAGCUGAACUCUUCGAGCAAACCUUUGCUAAAAAAUCUACCAUUGGCGAUUCAGGGCUUUUUCCCCCCUCCCCUCCAACCUCUGACUACUUCAUGCUACCUAUUAAAAUUCCUCACAAUGAUGCUUCCCAUAAUCUCGCUGGCUAAACCCUCGGAAGGCUUAUGUACCUCAUGGGGUCUCUCCUAUUUUGUGGUUCCUCCUGUUCUCCGAAUCUGUGCCUCCGUGCUUGCAUCAUCCUUAGUCAAAGUCUUCCAACUCUGUCAACAUCUACCUUUCCUUCUUGUUGGGAGUUUCCAUACAUACAGCCUGUUUCUUAAAAGGGUGCCCGUUCUAAUCCUUCAAACUACCGUCCUAUUCCUUUAAUUUCCUGCCUAUCUAAAGUUUUUAAUCUAUCCUAAACAGGAAGAUUCUUAAAUACCUAUCACUUUGCAACCUUUUACCAGAUCGGCAGUAUGGGUUCCGUCAAGACCGCUCUUUUGGUGAUUUGGCUAUCCUUACUGGGUCUUGAUCAUUCUCUUUUAAAGAUGUUCGUGAAACUUUUGCUAUUGACUUAGAUAUAUAUAAAAAAAAAAAAAAACUUGAUGUAGAGUGGCACAAAUCUUUGAUUUCUAAAUUACCCUCCUACAGGUUCUAUUCUUCUUUCUGUAACUUCAUUUCAAGUUUUUUUUUUUUAUUAGCGUUCUUUAGCUGCUGUGGUAGACGGUCACUGUUCUUCUAAUUUUAUUAACACUGGUGUUACUCAGGGUUCUGUCCAGUCACCCACUCUCUUCCUAUUGUUGUUCAAUGUUCUUCUAAACUUUUUGUCUUGUACAUUCAUACGCUGAUGAUACCACCCUGCACUUUUCCACAUCUUUUCGUAGAUGUCCAAUCCUUGAGGAAGAAAACAGUUCACGCAACGAAGCCACAGAACGCCUGACUUCUGUUCUUUCUAAAAUUUGUUAUUGGGGCUGGGCAAACUUGAUAUUGUUCAAUGCCUCAAAAACUCAAUUUCUUCAUCUAUCAGUUCGACACAACAUUCCAGACAACUAUUCCUUCUUCUUAAAUGACACUCUGUGAUCGUGAGGCGGUGAUGAGAAAUGCUAAGAAGUUACAAGGUGCAAAUAUCUUCCUCAAUGAUGAUCUCUGCGCAGCAUCACAGGCAAUCAAAAAUUCUCAAAUGCCCUUACUGAAGGAGGCCAAGGCGCAGGGGAAAAUAGCAUACUUUUGAUACACAAAAUUAAUAAUCAGAGAGAGGAAGACUGAGGGGGAGGCGCUGCUGGACGCGGACAACAACACCCAUGUGUGGAUGCUGCAGCCGUGGAGGAUUCCAGGACAGAUUCCAAGAUCGGAGUAAGGACUGAGGAUAGUUCCGGGGCCCUGGCCGGAGUGGUGGAUAGUGGCCGAGCCAGGUCGGGGCCUGGGGACACGAGCGCAGGGGACGUGGUUGCAGUGGAGGCGCAUGGAGCGUGCACGAGCCGAGGGGAGGAGGCCAACUGCUCGCUAUCCUCACCGCGCCUUAGCGACUCCCGUGGACGGGGGCCUCGUGAAAACGCAAACCUCUCAGGGAGCCCCGAAGAGGAACCAAGAAGUAAAGAUGAGUCCCAUAGUUAGAUAUACUAUGUAAAAGAACGAAGUAAAAUGGCUCAUAUAAACUUGCACCAAUUCUUAACAUAUUAUAAU
This is a messenger RNA of Scylla paramamosain (green mud crab), 3983 nucleotides long. Its product is annotated as trypsin-1-like. Gene Ontology annotation, biological process: proteolysis. Gene Ontology annotation, molecular function: serine-type endopeptidase activity. The transcript is spliced from 10 exons. The coding region runs from base 125 to 1105 and encodes 326 amino acids. The record is from RefSeq and is a predicted model, not a curated record. Lineage: Eukaryota; Metazoa; Arthropoda; Malacostraca; Decapoda; Portunidae.